Colletotrichum scovillei is the source of this 918-nucleotide messenger RNA. RefSeq lists its product as uncharacterized. NCBI's taxonomy places the organism in Eukaryota, Fungi, Ascomycota, Sordariomycetes, Glomerellales, Glomerellaceae. The transcript is spliced from 2 exons. The record is from RefSeq and is a predicted model, not a curated record. The coding region runs from base 1 to 918 and encodes 305 amino acids.
AUGAACGGCACCACCAAAGCUCCCAAUGCUUCCCCGGCCCCCAACCAGUCGCAGUUGACGCCCGAGGCGAUGCCGGGUCUGGCGCCGCCGCAGCAAGUCCCUGCCCAUGAUGGUGCAGGGCGGGAAUUUCUCCAGGGGAUGAACAUUACCCUGCAGGGUCAUCGCGAGUGCCUGGGCUCGUACUCCCUUGAUUCUCGAUGGGGUGCUCUGCAACAGCUCGUUGCGAACGCACAGCCCCAGUUCCCAGGCCAGGGUGCUAGCCAUCAACAGCCCGAGACUCAGCUGAAGGCACAAAUGAAGAUUGCCGGAGCGCAGCUUGAAGAGAAUAAGAAGAAGCGCAAACGUGAUGGGCAGCGCCGGAAAGAGAGAAAGCUGGAACAUCGGCAGAAAAUGCAGCAGCAACAGCAGCAGCAGCAGCAGCAAGAAGAGCAACAGCAGCAACAGCAAGAGCAACAGCAGCAAGAAGAGCAACAGCUGCAACUACUGCAACAAGAACUGCUGCAAUUCCAGCAGCUGCAACAACAACAACUUCAGGCCCAGCAGCUCCAGGCCCAGCAGCAGUCUCAACCACAGUCUCAGCUGCAGACCCAGCCCCAGGGUGCAGACUGGAGCGACGUGGAUUGGCUCGUAAAUUCCAGUCUUGGGACCGCCGCCAUAGCACAAGAGCAGAUCGACCUAUUGUUCGACGAAAUGGAUGGGCUCGACAACACGCAGCAAGAGCAAGUCCAGGCCUUCGACCAGAUGAUGAUGUCGAGCAUUCCUUUUCCCAACGUUGACGCUCCAGAGCCAUGGGUUCCUCCACCGUCUACAACCUUUGACGAUGUGUUUCGACAACAAGAUGAGGAAGCGGGCGUUGAACUCGGCCCUUAUUCUUCCAUGUUGUUUGGUCCGGGGCAUUCGAUGAGCGGUUCUGGCUAA